Messenger RNA from Scleropages formosus (Asian bonytongue), 5846 nucleotides. It is a transcript of the gene abhd17ab, whose product is annotated as abhydrolase domain containing 17A, depalmitoylase b. Gene Ontology annotation, cellular component: endosome membrane; plasma membrane. The transcript has 5 exons. NCBI's taxonomy places the organism in Eukaryota, Metazoa, Chordata, Actinopteri, Osteoglossiformes, Osteoglossidae. Gene Ontology annotation, molecular function: palmitoyl-(protein) hydrolase activity. The coding region runs from base 937 to 1926 and encodes 329 amino acids. Gene Ontology annotation, biological process: regulation of postsynapse organization; protein depalmitoylation. The record is from RefSeq and is a predicted model, not a curated record.
UGGUCGGACAUACCCGGAGGGGUGCAUUACAAUUAGCCGGAUAACUAAUUAAUAAACGAACGUCUUCGUGAAAGUCGCCUUCUAGCUGCUAUUGUGAAUGGAUCGGUCGGAUUUUUUAGACGCUGUUCUCUUGUCCGCCGUCAGACGGGACUUUUGUGCACAGUUGUCUGCGUGGGUAAUAGAUUUUAUGUAGGAGUCGGUGUUUUGAGCAGCGCUCCGUCACGGCUGUCGUGUCGGCGGCGACGGCGCGGUGUUCCGCUUCGGUUCGUGACAGCGGCUCGUGCCCGUUUGUGACCGUUACUGUGUCCGGUCUGACUCUUUGUUUGUUCUGAGCCGGUUUACUUUAAAGGGUCCGGCUGUCUUGUUGGAUUAUCCAUCGGUCACUCGUCGCCGAGCCCGUGGCUGUACGAGCCGCAGUGCACACCGGCGAUACGGCCACACCGCGCCGGACUGUUAGGCAACUAGUUUAACAACAUAACCAGAUCACCAGCCCGUCCUCCACUAGCUGUUUGUCGUCCAUGCGACCAAGUCAGUGGCUGCACAACUGACUGAUUGAUUGGUUUACUGCUGGGAUGAGUGGCAGUUCCAUAUGUUAGGUUUAUUAAAAUGUGUUUCAGUUAGGUAGGUAAUAGUUUGUGUGCUUUCCAUUUCACAACCUUGUCAUCCAGUCCACGAUGUGGUGCGUAGGGUUUUUCACUGUAAUUUAGCGUAGUUCCAUAUUUCCUGUACUUCAGAGCUUUUCCCCGUGCACUCAAUGCCAUGCGUGCGUUUUACAUAUAGAAAGUCACUUUAGCAGCCUCCCACUGCCACUGGACUCUGACAACUACUUCUGUGUGUGUGUGUGUGUGUGUGUGUGUGUGUGUGUAUGUGUGGGGGGGUUUAUAUAAAUUAAUACAUUUUUUGGAGAAUCCAUUGGGAACUCAAUAACAGUGGAAGAUGAACGGCCUGUCUGUGAGCGAGCUGUGCUGCCUGUUCUGUUGCCCCCCGUGCCCUAGCCGCAUUGCUGCCAAGCUUGCCUUCUUGCCCCCUGAGCCCACAUAUGCCCUUUUGCCAGAUCUGGAAACGGGCUCAGUGCCCGCGAGUGGAGUGGCAGCUUCGGGUCUGCGGUCGCGAGGUGGCGGUGGAGGCAGCGGCGGAGGUGGCGGCGGAGGGGUUGGUGGGGGCGGUGGUGCCACUGGCGAUGGCAGGUGGAAGCUCCACUUAACUGAACGGGCAGAGUUCCAGUACUCCCAAAGAGAGCUCGAUGCCACCGAGGUGUUCUUGACCCGCUCCAGUCGUGGCAACAGAGUUUGCUGCAUGUAUAUACGUUGUGCUCCCAGUGCCAGAUUCACAGUCCUCUUCUCUCAUGGCAACGCGGUGGACCUCGGUCAGAUGAGCAGUUUCUACAUCGGUCUGGGCACGCGCAUCAAUUGCAACAUAUUCUCUUACGACUACUCUGGUUAUGGCGUCAGCACAGGGAAGCCCUCUGAGAAAAAUCUGUAUGCAGACGUUGACGCCGCUUGGCAGGCACUGCGAUCACGGUAUGGCAUUAGCCCAGAAAACAUAAUAUUAUAUGGCCAGAGCAUCGGCACGGUUCCCACAGUGGACUUAGCAUCACGGUACGAGUGCGCAGCUGUGGUUCUGCACUCCCCCCUGACGUCUGGUAUGCGCGUGGCCUUCCCUGACACCAGAAAAACCUACUGCUUCGAUGCCUUCCCUAACAUUGAGAAGGUAUCCAAGAUCACAUCACCAGUUCUGAUUAUCCACGGAACAGAGGAUGAGGUGAUUGACUUCUCACAUGGGCUGGCCCUGUUUGAGCGCUGCCCGAAGGCUGUGGAGCCAUUGUGGGUGGAGGGCGCUGGCCACAAUGACAUCGAACUGUACAGCCAGUACCUGGAGCGUCUGCGUCGCUUCAUCAGCCAGGAGCUCGCAGCCCAGCAUGCCUAAGCCCCCCGUGCCUAUCCUUCUGUCUCUGCUGUGUGUGAGAGAGCACGCACACGUCUCUGUCUGUGGUUAGGCAGACCACAUCUCCAGAACUCUGUGACUGAGUAGGUGCACACUUCCAUUAUAUUGGUUCCAGACUGAUUUGUGUCCUACUGGAAUUUUUAAAAAAAAAUUCCCCCCCCCCCUUAAGUGCAUCUUUUUUGGCUUUACUCCUUACCUUAUAAUGACAUAGCAUAAUGGCGCUAUAAAGAAUGAGUCCCAUUUUAGCAGUGUCGUGGAGUCAGAGUCGUAAGCAGUUAUUGGGUUACUAGAGCCAACACCCCAAAAAUUAGAGGUAUAAGUAAAUUGCAUGUAAAUUAGAGGUGGGCUGUGUUUGCCAGAUAAGUCGACACCCCCAAAAUAAUAUGCAACUUUCGGCCGGUGCUGUGGAGUCGGAAGCACUUUGAAGGUUUUGUGUACAGACUCCACAGCCCUGCAUUUUAGGUUCAUAUGAUUUUUCUAGUCAUAUCAGCCUUGCUCUAAGCCCAGUUGGAUUGUGAUUAUCCUGCAGUGUUUAGUGCCUAGACAUGCCCAAUACAUGCAUAAUCUUUUUAUUUUAAGAAACAAGUCUGGCACCAAUAUAGUCUCCCUUUCCCUGCCUUGUAUGUGAUCUCAUCUCAAACUGUCUGUUCACCUUGGUGUACAGUGUUACAGCUCUAGCCAUCAGCACACUGGAAGUCACCUCACCCUUCAUGUCCUCUUCAGUGGGUUUUUUUGUUUAUCCCAUUUGAACUGGGGAGAGACACCAUGCUGACACACUCUGAGUUGACCAUUUUUCUGGAUGGAGAGGGGCUGGUGAUGACUGGUUUUGUCAGCCUUUUGCUAGAUAGUUACCUGUUGUUCUGAGGGAGGAUCUCCACACCUGUGGAUGCUGGGAUGGAGACCAGCAGCCACUGCUGUUAGUCUCUGAGUUAUCCACAUAUGCAUGUGUUCUUCUGUAAAAUUUGUGGAAAAAAAUAAUGUAGAACACAAAUGUCAGACAAUUACCUGCAUCAUAUGGAUGCUAAAAGUCUGUUAUUUUUAUUGUCUGGUAACAACUUACUGAGUUUUUCUUCUUCCCCCCCCUUUACCAAAAUUGUUUUUCAAAAGCCAAGAACAAAAUGAAAGUACAGUAAAAGGCCAGCAUAGAUCACUCUCAUUAGAUUGGAUAUGUAACAAAUAUUAAUAUAACUUGCAGUUUGCCAGAAGCAUUCAUCGCAAACAGUGUGUUCAAUUAACUCAAUGUAUUGCGAACAAAACCAUUUUUUAAAUAGUCCUGUUGCUCAGUUAAGCAUUUACAAGAAUGAAGUGUAUGAUUUUCAUAGUUUUUAUUACUCUGCAGAAAUGCAGAAACAUCCCUAGUGCAUGUACACCUUUCUCAUAAAUACUGAUGUAUUAACUUUUCUCUCUGCAUUUUAUCUCUUUACGUAAAAUUUCACCUCUGUGUUUUAACUUCUAAGCAGUGUACCUGUUUAAGUAAUUUAAUGGUAAAUUAUUUUUAUAAGCACUGUACAUACAGCAAAUCAGAAGUUCUCUACUAGCUAUCGUGGAGCAAAGGAAUGGUGUGAAAAGGGAGAGCUGUAACUUGGAAGAGGCUAUAUACCACUGUCUGGCUGAAAAGUGAGUUCGGAGGAAUUUUUAAAUGAAAUUUUGACACCAGGUGUGCCCCCACUGUAAAUCUGCAGUUACUCUAUUGUUGAGCAUGUAAUUAUCCCUUGAGUGAUGGUUAGGAUUACUUUUUUUUUUUUAACGUAAGAUGACAUUUUAAGGUUAACUUAUAAAACUGAGUAAGUUUACAUAAAUGGUGUCUGGAUUUUUUUUUUUUUGAUUCUAUUAUAAAUUAACCACUCAAUGCUGGAUCACUAGAUCAGCAUCUGGCAAAUGAAUUAGUAGCCACCCCUCCUGUCUUGGAUGCUGAGGGGCUGUCUUUAUAGGAAGUUGUAUUAAGUUUAAUAUGUUUGAUUUAAUACCAUAAUCCAUGAACAUUUUAAAGAGGCAGUUGUCUGAAUGUUACCGAACUUGAAUACUUCAAAAUCUGUCAUGUUUUCAGAUGUACAGCUGAAGCAUUCCAGAAUGGCUUUGAAUGGUAUAAAUGCUUAAUUAUUUGUAGUCUUUAUAAGCAUGGGCUUAGCGCUGUGUAUCAUAAUUUGAUACAUUUUUAAAAUUAUUUUUAAAUCUAACUUGAAGCUGACUUGUGUAGUCCAUCUUCAGACCUCACAAGCCUGUUCUGAUGUCUAACUGGCCAGCCUGUUUUGUACUGAUACCUUGCUGCUAAAGAUGAGGAUCAAGGACAUUUAUUUGAAAAAAUGAAUGUCAAACAGUAUUUCCCAGGCAUUUUUGUGGGUCACAUUUUUCACGUAGCCAGUGUUGUUUUUUUAAUUUUAUUUUUUGUUAGUUAUAUAAGUUGUGCAGGUGCUGUGUUUUGCAUUCUAAAAAGAACACAACUCUAUAAUUUCCCUUGUUUGCGGUCUUUUUUUCCAAUAGGUAUUCAUUUGGUUGUAUUUGGUUUGAACAUGAAUUUUUUGCCUUAUUUGGCUCUUAAAUGUUUGCGAUGAGCACAUUUGUCAACGUUUUCCUGCUUAUUUCAGCUUGUUUGACAUGAAGGGUACCUAGUACUGGCUCUGAGUUCACCCACCUUUGGAAUCUGGGCUGCACCUCAUCCAGGUCGAUUGAAAAUACCUUGUGUCUCCCCAGUGUCCAGCAUCACAAAGCAGUGGCUUGAGACUCUGCAGGAAGUGCUGCUGUGAAGUGUUCUGCCACCCUGCAAAAACAUUGUUCUUCUGCUGUAUGGUGUCACUAAAUACCCUGAGCUUAUGUUCUUUAGUGGGGCAUAGAAACAGCUGGGAAUAUCAAUAUCCUUGAUUUUUAUUAAUCUUUUUGACUUAUGUAAAAUAUUUUUAUGUUUUUUUAUAGUUGGCUGGGCUCGAAGAUUACAAAAGACAGCAGGUUUCUGCUCAAAAAGCAACAGAAGGUGUGACUCUUGUUUUUACUAUUUGCAUAAAUCUUUUAGGGUUGUUUGAGUACAGAGUCCCAUCUACCACUGGAGGAUCAACAAUGCUACUCAGAAUUAUCCUUAAUUUGAAUAUUUAGCCUGUGGUGUACAGUUCAUCCAUAAUGCCACAAUGUAGUGAGUCUGACCUGGCCUGAGAAUGCAACCACUUGAAUACAUGACAAUGGUGAAGUGUUUUCAUGCGUGUGUGCAAGGUGAAAGGGUGGAGAGGACUAUACCUGGAAUGACAGAUAACUGUGUACUGUUGAUGUGAGACCAAUACACGUGUAGAGAUUUUUUUUUUUUUCUUUAUUUCCUCUCUCCCUUUAAUAAACUGAAGUUGAGCUUUUUUUAAUUGCUAAACAUGUAUGUAGUGUGUUGUGUUGGUUUUCUGCAUAGGCUGGGGAAAGAAAUUACGGGGUUGGGAUUUCUCAGUUGUAAUGUGUGCUGCUAGGUUAUUUAAGGAAUCCCCCCCACCCCCAGGUGAAAAAGAUAAAUGCAUUAAUAAAGUUAUUUAAUGGCAUAAGUAUAAGGUAAGCAAUGCUUACUGUUGAAUCAGUGCAGCACUGAGUUUUAGAGGCACUAGUUUCAACCUGGAUUUAAAUGUGAAUCAGAUUCCACUGUUGUAUGUACAUCUUUGGAUGAUAAUGUUACUAAUUCCUGGUCACAUAAGACUGUACCAGCAACAGAACUUCACCCACAGGUCCAAGAUUUUAUCUGCCAAAUAAUACAUAUACAUACAAUUUUAUAAUUCUUUAUAGCAUCCAUAAGGGUAAUUCAGCUGCACUAAUAUUCACAGUGCCACAAAUGUUUCCAUUGUUACUCAGGCCAAAUCUGAUGUAAGACCUCAUCUCAAUGUAUGAGAUUUGCAUAUGGGAAGGGGUCAUGAUUAUUUCUCAUGAUUAAAAUUGUCAGG